CUUUAAGGCUUAAGGUCGAUUUCAAGGUUAAUUCGAGUCGACAUCAUAGAGGUCCCAUGGGUUGUAAUGAGUUUUUAGAUGUGGAUGUUGUGGAUGAGUUGCAGUCUUAUAUCGAACGUCAGAUUCAUAGUGUUGAAUCGAAGAAGAAUUUUAAUAGCGUGACUGCGUUUGGUGGGGGUAAAUCAAAAGUCAGAAUAACAUCUGGGGUUUAUUCAGUAGACCUUCAUUCAAAAAAUAUAGUUUCUAAAGCUGUUAAGAAGCUUUCAUGUGAGCUUGAUCAAGUUGUUUCACAUACCUAUAGCCGUCCAGAUAGUGCCAAUUUAAGGAUAACGUCCAUUAUACGGGAUUUUGAGAAAACAGUUACCGAUAUGUGUAACCAGUAUUCUGCACAUGUUUCAAAAUUGAGAAAUCCUCUCUCAUCCAUUAAGCUAGGUAGUGUUUAUGCUUGGGCACGUGAGCAGUCCGGAGCCAACUUUAAUGACCUUCAAAUGUGUUCAGAUCUUAGAAAAAAUCGUUUGCGUUUAUGUCAAAAGUUGUCACGUUUGGUACGUCUAUCUAAGUCAUCUAAAGAACAGAGUCAACGUCAUCCUCUACUCGUCAGUCUGCGACAUGACCUAACGAAAAUAAGAUUACGUGCGACAGGGAAAGUAUUUACAGAAAAGCCUGUAAUUAUUACACUUCCUUCAGACAGUACCUUUGCUUCGUUUGAAAAACCCAUUAUCCAAUCGAAACUCGCGGUUGUAUUUGAAAGGUUGGCUGACCAAAUAACGGAUCUUCUUCUCCCAAUUUCACAUCUUAUUCCAGGUAUUUCAAUCGUAAAAUGUGCCGAUGACGCUGCAAAACGCCGAGAAAAUUUACGUGCACAAGUAAUUUUAGCUAUUCACGGAUUUUAUUGUCAUUUCAAUGAGAUCACUGAAGAAAAUACAUAUGAAUUUAAACAAAAUAAUUCAGUCAUGAAUGAUGAUCCUAUGAAUGAAAGUUAUGACUUAUCGGAUAGAUCUGAGUCUAGUUCCGAUGAUGAUGACAUUACUGGGGUAAAGUUAUUAGCUCAACUAAGUCCUGCUAUAGUCCAAGCUUCACUUGAUCGAUUUGAUCAUUUUAAUUGGAAUAAACAAAAACAACGAUCUUCAUCAAAUCGUUCAAAAGAACAAACAAUGGAACUGCAAUCUAUCAACAAUAUACGACAACCUACUUCCAGUUAUGUAAAAUCAUUAAAUAUAAAAGAAAAGAUGAAAUUAACUCAAUCUACAAUGGAUAAUGGAAAUGUUGAGAAACUAAUAGAGACAAAUUCUGGAGGUCAAUUGAAUAACGAUGUUUCAAUGGAAUCAGAUUCUGAGAUUAUUCGAACUGAAGAAGAUGAAAUAGAAGAGAAAGAAACAAAAGAGAAUAAUCGAAUUGAUACUGACGAAGAAAAACACAAUAAAACAAUACAGCAUUUCAAUAAAUCAACGAAAUCACAUUCUAAUAGUAGUAAAGUGAGUAGUAGUGGAUUUACACGAAAACAUACAAAUCGAUCACUUCGUUUACGUCAUAGUCGAACACCAUCUGAUGCAAGUUGUUCCGAAGGUGAAGUAUUGUCUGAUACUGAAGAAGAUCAUGACUUAACUGAUAAUGAUGUUGUUGAUGAAAAAGAUAUUGUUGCUGUUCAGGAGAAAGUGAAAUCGAUCUCUGAAACAAAUUGUGAUCAUAACGAAAAUUUAGUCCGUUUGGUGCAUAAUUCAUUACAGGCUAAUACACCUAUUAGUGAUGUUGACUUAACUGAAUUAGAAAUUAUGGAUGAAUGGGGUCCACCUACAUCGGUUAAUCGAUUAGACACAUCAAUUGCAUUAAGUGAUAUCAGCCUUCCAGCUGAAAAAGAGUUGAACUUGAUCACAACUGAUGGUGAUAAGGAUGAUAAAAUUACAGAUAUAUUCAAUGAAUCAUUAGAAUUCUGUGCUAAACAUUUACAUGAUUUAAUAAUAUUAGCUGAAACUAAUUGUCAUUUAAUGAGAAAGCCUAUAGAUAUCAAUAAACAAAAUGAUAUCAAUCAAACAAAAAUCAAUAAUCAAUUACAAUCGAAUUUUUGUUUAUCUUCUGAAUUAGAAGCUAGUAUUGAUAGAACAGCAACUGCUUUCAAAGAACACAUUAAUUCAGUACUAACUAAUCUGUUACAUACUGCAUCAAUCUCGAAAUCAUCAAAUGAUGAAUCAAAAUCUCAUAGUCAACGUAUAUCAACAAUCACAUCAGCACGUAGACAACAUGCUCCUUCCCGACGUGGUUCUAGACUUCGUGGUAUGCUAUUAGCUUAUCAACAGGAUGCUGUGAAGAAACGUUUAAGCUCAAAUAAUUCUGACUAAACACCAAUAAUGAAAGCCAAACAAUCAUGGAUCAUGAUUACAAAAUGAAAACAAGUUUUUUGUUGUCUUUUCUAGUUUUGAAGUUUGGUUUCAUUACCUUUUUUCCUACAUUUGAAGCAAACAUAUAACUCACUAUCAUCAAUAUCCAAGUGAUAUAACUGUGAAUUGGUCGGGUUUUUUAUGAUAUAUACACUAAUCUUUUAUUAUUUAAGUGAUUUGUUUCAUAUCAAUCAUUUAUAUUUGUCUACCUAUAUCUAAAUUGAACAAACCAUUCUGUAGUAUAUUAGAAAUAGGGUUUUAGUAUAAUAAUUGUGGUAACUAGUUCUCAUUUGCACAUACCACGACACUUAGGCUGACAAUUAAACACUUCACGUGAUGUAUAAGCAAUGUAGUCUGCAGUCACUAAAAGCUAUAUGUACAACAUAAAUCAAUGAUGAAAAUUAUAUUUUUUUUCAAUUUAGUUGAAGGGAUUUUAUAGAAAUCAGUUUGGUUUGUUUAAUUGUGUUCGUCUUGAUUGAAAGAGGCUAAUUAAUAUUAGACAUUCUUGUACAGUUAUUGAUUCAUACAUAAUAGCGCGCGAGACCGAAGGCCCUGGGUUCGAAUCCCGCGAGCGGGAUCGUGGAUGCGCACUGCUGAGGAGUUUCACAAUAGGACGAAAUGGCUGUCUAGUGCCUCCAGGUUUCCAAAGGUGGUCUAAUAUCAAUCGGUUCAUGAUCUCAAUCAAAAAUCCACUGGUUUUCCUGAACUGCUCAAUUUUAUGCGACGAAAUAAUACUACUUACAAACUAUUGUUAGUAGUUAGAAAAUUUAGAAUGAAUUUCCGCGGUUUGGUUAUUUACAACAUGAAGUAUUAAAUAGACAAGAAGGAAAGUUGAUUGACUCAAAUAUAGGAUUUCUAUGUACCUCUAUCUAUUCGAGUACAAUUACUUUAUAAGUACGGUACACUCUGAACCAGAUUUGAAAACUGUUGCAUUUUAAACCUCAUCCUAAAUAAUCAUUCCUCUGUGAUAUGCAUUGUAAACGCUUUCAGUUGUUCAUACACAAGUGACCAUUUCGUAAACAUUAGUUUGCAUUAAAACCAUAUUUGCAUCUCGUGAAACAGUUGAUAAAUAAUAAAACUUUUAGUAGUAACUCUAAUGAAACCAUAAUUACAAGUUCUCAAGUACCUCAAAAGUAAUCUCUGAAGAUGAAAAAUUCAGUCAGUCAGUCAGUAACAACGUAGAAUUUCGUACGUAAGUACUUCAGUUCGAGUAGCCAUACUACAUUACAUUAGCACAGAGAUACAGUGGUCGAUUCAAAUCCCGUAGUUCUAGAUGUAGUAAAAUUAUAAACUGUAAUCAGAAAAAUUAGGGUUUGAAGAUGUUAUUCAAGCAGUAUAAUCAAGUGAAAUAAAUUUGGAAAGAGAUAAAAGAAAGGGACUCGUGUGCGAACGCUUAACCUCUGUACUACUGACCCGGAAUCUAAUGAUGUUAAUGUCUAACUUCAACAAAUAGUGGAUGAUGGCUUAAUUUCGUCGAUUGAUUGAAGUUAGACAUUUACACCGUUGAACGCCAACUCAGUGGUCUAGAGGUUAAGCGUUGGCGCACGAGACGGAAAUUUUCGGAUUCCGUUCCCGUGAUUGGGAUCAUGGAUGCGAACUGCUGACAAGUCCCACACUCUAACGAAAUGGCUAUCCACUGCUUCCUGGUUUUCCAUAGUGAUCUAGCUUUAAUCAACUUAUGAAUUCAUAAAUGUAAAUGUUUAUCGAUUCAAUGUUUGUUUGUUUGUUUAUUUAUUUCUUCUAUUAAAACGAUCCAUUCAAUUAUGACCUUUAAGGUUGAAAAUUGAUCAAGGAUAUUUUAAUUAAACUAAAAAAAACAAAAGCUCAUUCCUACAUUUCGUGUUCCAUGGAACUUGACCUAAAAGAUUCAAUAAAAACUUUCUUGAUUUCGAUGUGAAUUUGUUUAAGAGAAAAAAAUUGCCAGAAGUUAUGUCAUCAUUAUUUCAUUUAAAUAAGGUCCAUCAACCAGUUUGUUUGUUUUCUGGCUGAAACAACUGAAAGAAUCUGGAAGUUCUUUGUUAUGAUAGUGACAAUAAAAAAAUUUUGGCGACACUAUAAUUUAUGAACGAGCCAAUCAGAUUUAAGAUAACAGGUGUCGGAUUUUGGCGCAAAAUUCAUUAAUCCAUUUAGCUAAAUAGAAUUUUGUCAUUUCAGCUGAUGUUAGUCCAUGAUGAAAACCAUAAAUCUAAAUCCUAAUCUUUACUAUCAACUGUAAAUCAUUGUCGUUAUUCUUUAAACUGUUGUAUAACCUUCAUUUAGCCCUAUUAAGUGGGUAGUUAGUGUCAUGGUCAAUUUGGUGUUGCUCAAAGGUCGUCCCAUCAGAAACACUUUUUCUGGAAGAGACUAUUAAAUUGAAUAGUGUGAGAUACAAUGGUGAUGUUUAUUUAAAGAAAAGUUGUAUUCAACUGAAAUCUACCUUGUUUAAUGUAUAGUUUGAAGAUAUGUGAAGAUCAUUGACAUAACAUAUGGAUAUUGUAAACAAGACAUCUUGCUCAAGUGACUUAUAUAAUAGAGGGUUAAGAUUAAUCACUAAAAGAACAUAUAGAUCUUAACAGUUGAUGAUCUUGAUCUGAAAGAUCUUCAGUUAUGAUUUUAUUUCGCUGCUUUUUUUUGUUUAUUUAAUUUUAAUUAUGAUUAUGUCAAUCCCGUGCUGUUGUACUUAUAUGGAAUGUGGCAACAUAACUAUUUAUGUGGGCUACUAAAUUUUUGAUGUUUACUAAUUGUUUCAUGACAGUUCCGAGAAAUUUAAAAUAUGAACACUUCUUUUUAUAUAGACCAUGUCUAUGGUCUUUGAAACACAUUUCCAUUAUUCAUUUUAAAAUUGUUUGGAUUAUCUCGUUGAUAUUUUGGGCUCAACGAUGUAAUUUGUAGGCGGAAGGACGGCAUAAUAAUGGGAUCCCCUCUGGGUCCAUUACUUUCAGAUCGCUUCAUGGCUAGUUUAGAAAACAAUCAACUCAAGGCGACUAUAGAAAAACUUCACUUGUAUAAAGGAUACGUAGAUGAUAUCUUUAUCGUUUGUGACAACAAAUAUGACUUGAGUCAUCUUAUGAAGACAUUUAUUAAUUGCCACCCUGAUACGUCUUGUUAAUUUGAACGCUUUAUUCGGUUCUUGAGCUAUUCUGGUAACCCGCAAGCUAGAACUUCGCAGCGACCUGAACUCGAGAGAAAAGGCACGAAAUAAGCGAAAGGCACUUUACUCCAAAUGUUCAUUUUUGUACAGAAAAACACGGGUAUUUAUAGAUGUUAACAUUUGUUAAAUCAACAUCAUAUUUUGGCCAAUCCGAUAAAGGACAUAUUAUGCUACUGACCAAUAGUAGCACUCCACGUUGAUAUUCUAGAGGGGUCCAUCAUGCUCUGAUUGGCUAGGACUCUUCGUCUCCUUUAGGGCUUCUGGAGGCUCCUUUGAAGUUCUCGGAAAGCCGACUCAACACAUCCAAUAAUAAAAUUCACAUUAGAAGUUGAAAACAAACAAAAUGUUCACCUUCUUGACGUGGAGAUGACAAGAAAGAAAGAUGGUACUCUAAAAAGAUCUACUUACAGGAAGCCCAUGUGGAAUGGCCAACUAUCACGUUUUCACAACCGCGUCCCCAUUGGUCAAAAAAGAAACCUAAUAAUAACACUCGUAACAAGAAUACAACGAAUCUGUAGUCAUGACGUCAUAGAGGAAUAAUUAGGCCACCUGAAGGAGAUACUUAUUAAAAAACGGAUAUCCUUCGAUUUUCAUUGAUAAGAACAUAAAACCGAAAACACAGAUAACUAAAAUAGAAAAGAAAGCUUUAUGCAUGAACAUCGAAUUCAAGGGUGACAGACGGCCAUAUACAUGUUAAAGAGGAGAACUUCGGAUUCUUUAAAAAGAACAUUCCCCUCAGCAACAUUUUGUAUAGUAUUCUCCAGCCGAUCAUUGUUCACCAAUAACCUUAAAGAUAUAUUAUCUCAUCUGAUCAACUCAAUGUGCAUCUAUCAAUUUACCUGCUCACGUGAAGUAAGGUAUAUAGGUCGUUCGAUGCGUACUUUAUCCAAAAGAAUUGAAGAACAUUGUCCAGCAUGGCUAAAAAGAGGAGGAAGCGGCUCAAUAAGAAGUUGAGUAAUUGAACACCUUGUCAACACAGGUCAGUCAAUCAAGACAAGCUCUGCGUUCGAAGUCAUCUACAAAGACAAUUAGACUGCAUCUUCUUUGUAUUGCCGAAGCAUUAGCCAUACAUCUGGAAAAACCAGAAUUGUGUGUGCAAAAACGACUGGUACAACCUCUUCUUCUACCAUGGUCCUGAUGUCUUAUAAUUUUUUUAAUUUUUAAUUUUCUCUUUGUUCAUAAUCUUUCUCCUUUAUAGCCAUCUGCUUCAUCUUCCAUCUUCCCCUUAAAUUUUCUACCACCAGCUGGUUCAUUUUCUUUCCACGAUCAUCCUCAUUACAUUUAAUCUCAAUUUCAACACUUUAUCUUAUCAUGCUGAGCUAUCAGAUUAUUUAACUAGUUGUUAUUAAUUAAAACAGUUAAAAAAGAUGGAUUUUAUUGUGAGUAUCGAUACUACUUUAUUAGUAAACAACGAUAUAAUAGAGAUAGUGGAGAUCUAUAGCUCAGGUGGUUGCGCCAAAAUCCGACGCCUGUUAUCUUCAAACUGAUUGGUUCGUUCAUGAAUUAU
Molecule: messenger RNA, 7012 nt
Organism: Schistosoma curassoni
Lineage: Eukaryota; Metazoa; Platyhelminthes; Trematoda; Strigeidida; Schistosomatidae
Source: the annotation of a GenBank genome assembly